Molecule: messenger RNA, 1581 nt
Organism: Aspergillus mulundensis
Lineage: Eukaryota; Fungi; Ascomycota; Eurotiomycetes; Eurotiales; Aspergillaceae
Product: copper fist DNA-binding domain-containing protein
Exons: 3
Coding region: 1-1581 (526 amino acids)
Biological process (GO): positive regulation of transcription by RNA polymerase II; intracellular iron ion homeostasis; intracellular copper ion homeostasis
Cellular component (GO): nucleus
Molecular function (GO): RNA polymerase II cis-regulatory region sequence-specific DNA binding; DNA-binding transcription factor activity, RNA polymerase II-specific; copper ion binding
Source: RefSeq, a predicted model, not a curated record
AUGCUUAUUGAUGGCGAGAAGUGGGCUUGUGAAGCUUGCGUCCGGGGUCACCGUGUUAGCAGCUGUCAUCACAAUGACCGCCCCUUGACCCAUAUCAACAAAAAAGGCCGUCCAGUCUCUCAAUGUCCUCACUGUCGCGGCCUACGCAAGUCACGGACAACCCACACAAAGUGCGAGUGUGGUGACAAGAAGAAGAACAGCCACAAGAAUGAUCUAGAUCCCCAUACUACUGAGAAGCGGGAUCUGAAGCAGGACUCUCGUCCAAAAUGUGGCUGCAUUCAUGGACAGCGCUGUACCUGUGCGCUUAAAAAGGAACCCCAUCUGGAUACCGUACCGGAGACUAGUGUGCCACCACCUGCUGCUCCUCCGACAGAACAACCUAGGAAACCUCAAUUGACGUCGACCAAGUCAGAAAGCACGCUCACCGUAUUCCGCGAUGGUCACCAUAAGCCCGCUCAUAAACACAAUGACAUGGCUCACAAAUGCGGUCUGCCCUACACGAUCCCGCGGUCUCACACUAUUCAUUCGACGCCUGAAACUGCCCGUCGGUCAGUGGAUCAUUUGCCCUUGGCUCAACCUUCGUUCAUGGGCGAAUCGAUUGCGACCCAAACCCCAGAACAACCACGCAGUAGUAUCUAUGGGUUUCAUCGACGGGUCAAGUCCGAGCAUGGAUCUCCAGAAAAUGUCCCCGUGGUUCCCCCCGGAGAUGUCCCAACAUCUGUCCCCCCACUCGACCUCUCGUCGCUAUUUUCUCAUUCUCAGCCAAUGGAGGAUCCCAACAUUGCUGGCGUUCCUGCCCCGAUUCCCAUGACCAUGCCGAAAACACUAGACUCGAUUGAAACGAGUGGGCUCCCUUUCUCGUUCUCGUUGCCGUUUUCCACUCUUCCAGCGACAAAUACUUCUCCUGUCAGCGGCCUGCAGUUCCAAGAUCCAUACCAGGAGCCCUUUUUUACCGCCCCGGAAAAUGAUAUGGCGUUCUGCUCUGCAUUCAAUGCCCCGCCAGUUGAUUGGUCAAGUGUCCCGUUGUCUUCGGCGAUGCCGAAUACAAGCACGCAACCUCCUUCAUACGCUAGCUUCGACUACGGCUCUAUGGGCCCAGGAAUUCCAGCGCCGUCAUCGUCAGGUGAUAUUUCUGAAUUAGAAGAAUUUGCGCCCCUUCCUCACUUGGGAGGUCCCGGCAAUGACCCGCAUGAUCUCAACAGUGUGAGCGAAGGUUCGGAUAUUGAUCAUUACCGAAUCAGCUCUGCCUCGUCGUUCAUCGGCCUUCCCCAGGCGCAGAUGUUGGCGUCCAGCAACUUGGAAUCCAUCACGGUUGACGACUUCCUCCAAUCCGCCAACGAAUCAACCGCCAUGCUAGAGCAACACUUGCAGGUUAACAUGGGCAUGGAACCUAAAGCCCUUCCCCAAGGUGUAUAUGCUAUGCCGGAUCCCCAAACAUUCGACAAAUCUAUGAUGAAUCCGGACACCGCUCUGCCCAUGUCAACUGCCGCAGCAGAGCCGCUCUGGCCUACAACGCUGUUUGAUCCCAACGCUGCGCCCUUAGAUGAGAGCAAUUUCUUUCCACCGCCAUGGGUACAAUGA